AGAGUAGCGAGGGACAAGCGCAAGUGACUCCAAAGAGAUAGCACACAGGAUUCACAGCCGCCAACACGCGCCGCGGAAGAGCCGAGAAUGCUCCUCCUUCUCCUCUCCGCGCUCCUCGCCGGCGCCGGCGCCGGCCUCCUCUUCAAGUUCGCCACGGCCGAUGGGGAUUUCACGCUCCUAUCGCGUCGCUCACCGCGGCGGGAGAAAGUCGAUGGGAAGGUUGUGUGGAUCACGGGAGCGAGCCGUGGGAUUGGGGAGGUUCUUUCAAUGCAGUUUGCGAGCUUAGGAGCAAAGCUGAUACUAUCUGCACGUAACAAGGAGGAGCUUGAGAGAGUGAAACAUAACAUUGUCUGCAAGCAUCCAGAAAGCAGAGUUGAAGUGUUACCCAUGGAUUUAUCAUCUGAUGAAGAAUCUCUGAAAGAAGUUGUACAUGCGGCGGAAUCUCUCUUUUCAAGUGCAGGCAUUGACUAUAUGAUACAUAAUGCAGCCUUUGAACGUCCAAAAAGAGGCGCUCUGGAAGAAACUGAGGAUGGUCUUAAGGCAACUUUUAAUGUCAAUGUAUUUGGAACUAUUACUUUGACUCGCCUUCUUGCACCCUCAAUGUUGGACAGAGGGAUGGGUCAUUUUGUUGUGAUGAGCAGUGCAGCCGGAAAGGUCCCCACGCCUGGUCAGGCCCUUUACUCUGCUUCCAAGCAUGCUCUGAACGGCUACUUCACCUCUCUGCGUUCUGAGUUAUGUACAAAAGGCAUUAAGGUCACUGUUAUCUGUCCUGGACCAAUUGAAACACCACAAUCUACUGGUGCAACCUCUUCAUCGCAAAGGCAUUCUUCAGAGAAACGUGUUUCAGUGGAAAGAUGUGCUGAACUGACAAUAGUUGCAGCAACUCAUGGACUGAAAGAAGCAUGGAUAUCAUAUCAGCCUGUGCUGGCUGUUAUGUACUUGGUGCAAUACAUGCCAACAAUUGGUUACUGGCUUAUGGACAAGAUUGGUGCAAAGCGUGUGGAUGCAGCCGCAAAGAAAGGCAACGCCUACAGUUUGAAUCUCCUCUUCGGUGGCAAGAAGUCGGCUUGAUGAAGUUGCUCAUUCACCAGAUAGGAAUUCUUGAUAGGAAUUCUUAAUAGUCAUAUACAGUCUUUCUGGAUUAUGUAACUGGUUAAUUUUCAUUACAAUUGUAUAUCUAAAAGGACCAAAGGAAAGCAAGGUGGAGUACAUUUCAACUCGAGCACAUGUCAGCGUUCCAGCUUAGUAUUUCCAUGCAA
Messenger RNA from Brachypodium distachyon (stiff brome), 1259 nucleotides. Its product is annotated as dehydrogenase/reductase SDR family member 7. Gene Ontology annotation, cellular component: membrane. The transcript has 12 exons. Gene Ontology annotation, molecular function: oxidoreductase activity. Bases 88 to 1071 code for a protein of 327 amino acids. The record is from RefSeq and is a predicted model, not a curated record. NCBI's taxonomy places the organism in Eukaryota, Viridiplantae, Streptophyta, Magnoliopsida, Poales, Poaceae.